Cynoglossus semilaevis (tongue sole) is the source of this 1942-nucleotide messenger RNA. RefSeq names its product DNA primase subunit 2 (gene prim2). The transcript is spliced from 14 exons. Gene Ontology annotation, biological process: DNA replication, synthesis of primer; DNA replication initiation. The record is from RefSeq and is a predicted model, not a curated record. Lineage: Eukaryota; Metazoa; Chordata; Actinopteri; Pleuronectiformes; Cynoglossidae. Gene Ontology annotation, cellular component: alpha DNA polymerase:primase complex.
ACACAAUACCUAAACGAACAUACACUAACAUGACAGUGUUUCCGCUUCCUGUGUUGGAAAUAAACGUCACUCUUUACCCGCGUCUGUUGAACAGCCUGCUUUGUUUGGCGGGAGUAACCUCACUAGCAGCAAAUUCAGCUCUUACUCGCUACAAUGGAGUUUUCCAGAAGAAGAAAGAAGUUUAUUGGUGGUCCUCAGACGGAGCUGUAUGGACAAACACUUCAGUUCUAUGGACAGCCUCCUCUUGAAAAUGUGUCUCUCAUUGAAUUUGAGACAUUUGCUGUAGAAAGACUUAAAUUGUUGAAGGCUGUCGAGAAUUUGGGAGUGCGCCACCUCAAAACAUCAGAGGACUAUGAGAAGAAACUGCAGCAAGAGCUGAGAAGUAGCAAACUGACAAAUGUUUAAUUUACAUAUAUUCUUUCAAAUGUAAAAUAUUUCUGUUUUGACCUGAAGGAUGACAAAAAACCUCAGAUUGGACUAAGUGACUAUGACAAACAAAGGAAGGAUCAUAUUUCACACUUUAUCCUCAGACUGGCCUAUUGUCAAACAGAGGAUCUUAGACGGUGGUUCAUCCAGCAAGAGGUCGAUCUGUUUCGCUUCCGCUUCAACUUGCUGCUGCCGAAACAAAAGCUUGAAUUUCUUCACAGAAAUAAUCUCAAGUACGACACGAUCAGUGCCAAGGAGAAAAUGGAUCUGCUGGUAAAACUGACCCACUCCAGUUAUAAUGUCAGUGGAGCCACUGUGAAGGAGCAGGACUUUUACAAAGUUCCUUUCCAGGAUGCCCUUGACCUGGUGCGAACCAGAAAAGUGUACCUCAGAGGAGGUUACGUGUACAUCCCGCACCAGGACAUUGUUACCAUCAUUCUCAACGAUUUUCGCACAAGGCUGUCAAAGGCUCUCGCAUUGGCAGCCCGCUCACUACCGGCAGUGCACUCUGAUGAACGGCUUCAACCUCUCCUUAACCAUCUCAGUCAUGCCUAUGUGGGCCAGGAUUACAGCAUUCAGAAGAAUGUGGGCAAAAUCUCCUUGGAACAAAUUGAUUCGCUUUCAGCUAAGUCCUUUCCGUUGUGCAUGAGGCAACUCCACCAGGCCCUGAGAGAAAACCACCACCUCCGUCACGGAGGCCGUAUGCAAUACGGUCUCUUCCUGAAAGGCAUCGGCCUCACUCUGGAGCAGGCGCUACAGUUCUGGAGGUUAGAGUUCAUCAGAGGCAAAGUGGAUGCAGACAAGUUUGACAAAGCGUAUGCCUACAGCAUCCGCCACAUGUUUGGCAAAGAAGGCAAGCGGACAGACUACACACCCUACAGCUGCAUGAAGGUGAUUUUGACAAACCUCCCUGGCCAAGGCGACCAUCAUGGAUGUCCGUUUCGCCACAGUGACCCAGAGCUGUUGAAGCAGAAGCUCCAGGUCUACAAGGUGUCUCCCAGUGGCAUCAGUCAGAUCCUGGAGCUGGUCAAAGGAAUGCACUACCAGCUGGCGUGCCAAAAGUACUUUGAGCUGACCCACAAUGUUGAAGAUAGCAAUUUUUCACUCAACCAUCCAAACCAGUACUUUGUGGAAAGCCAGAAAGUUUUGGGAGGAGGCAAGGACAUGAAGCGAGAGGUGGGGACGCCACAGAGGUCAAAGGAAAAAUCCGCCACAGCAAAAGACGUGACAGCAAACGCAUCACAGGAUACGGAAGGAAUUCCAGAGGAUCUCGACUCCUACUUUCUAGAUGCAUGAGGUUUUUUUUCUUCUUUUCUUUUAAAUGAAAGAAAUCCAGCUUUUACAAUUAGAGUUAAGGUUGGUGUAUAGUUGGCUUUGCUGAUAUUAAUGUGAUAUAUGUAAAAUAUUAAAGUUGAGUUUUCAAAAAAUCUCAUGCAGGGAUUUCAGUCUGUUUACAAGACAUCAGAGAAACUUUAUCUUACCAGAUGCAUUUUUACCAUUUAGAAAAAAAAAAAAA